GCUCGCGCCCCAUGCUGCAGGUAGUAACCCCUCCCCCUCCGUCCUGCAGCUUCAAACACAAUAACCUCCGCCGCCGUUCCUUCCCCGGACACGCCGGCCGCCUUCCCCCGGGCUCUGCCUCGCUGCUCCGGCCACAGCAGGUAUGUUCCGAUUGGCUGCCUGCACUCGACCUCUGACCUGAGUGUGACCUGCUCUUGCUGAUGUUUGAAGGGUGGAUAGAUGGGCAGGAAUCCUGGGAUUACACAGCAGAGGAUUUUGGGAAUGCUGGGAAUUGUGCGUGUGGAAUAUUCAGCCUGUAAACAGAUGCUCAUUAAGACUGUGAAGCCUUUUAAUCCCUGAAAUACUGAAGUGAGAAAUCUUAGAUAACUGAUACAUGUCAGGCGUUCAGAUGAUUUAUUGUUUUUUACGUUUUAUUGGAGGCUAACGUUCCUGUUUGACUUCACGUCCUUCGUUUCUGGAUACUUUUAUCUCCGCCCCCCUCUUGGCUGGAGGAAAUGGAUCAAUCUGCACUGAAGCGAGAAUACGCGACAGGAAGUUGAUCCCUACAGGGAGCGAGGACGAGAACAAACUGGGAAUAUGUCGUGGAAGAGGAACUACUUUGCAUCAGGCAGCAGUGGAAGUGGAGUCAGCGGAGGAGGAGGCGGGGCUGGGACGCAGGGAAUCCUGACACCUCGCACCAUGACGUCCAUCGCUCCCAGCAAAGGGCUGAGCAACGAGCCGGGACAGAACAGCUGCUUCCUGAACAGCGCUCUGCAGGUCCUCUGGCACCUCGACAUCUUCCGCCGCAGUUUCCGUCAGCUGACCACCCAUAAGUGCAUGGAGGACUCGUGCAUUUUCUGCGCUCUGAAGAGCAUCUUUGCUCAGUUCCAGUACAGCAGCGACAAAGUUUUGCCGUCCGACGCGCUCCGCAGCGCGCUCGCCAAAACCUUCCAGGACAAGCAGCGGUUUCAGCUCGGCAUCAUGGACGACGCUGCGGAGUGCUUCGAAAACAUCCUGAUGAGGAUCCACUUCCACAUCGCAGACGAGACCAAAGAAGACAUCUGCACAGCCAGACACUGCAUCCCCCACCAGAAGUUCGCCAUGAUGCUCUUUGAGCAGUGUGUGUGCAGCAGCUGUGGAGCCUCCUCAGAUCCUCUGCCCUUCAUUCAGAUGGUCCACUACAUCUCCACCACCUCCCUGUGUAACCAGGCAGUGAAGAUGUUGGAGUCGAGGGAGAAGGCGACCCCGGGCAUGUUCGGGGAGCUGCUACGUAACGCCAGCAUGGGGGACCUGCGCAACUGUCCUAGUCAGUGCGGUCAGCAGCUGCGGAUGGCUCGCGUCCUCCUCAACAGUCCGGAGAUCAUCACCAUCGGCCUGGUGUGGGACUCGGAUCACUCGGACCUGGCCGAGGACGUCAUCCACACCCUGGGAACCUGCCUGCGCCUCGGGGAUCUGUUCUACAGGGUGACCGAGGAGAAGGCUCGGCAGUCCGAGCUCUACCUGGUCGGGAUGGUGUGCUACUACGGGAAACAUUACUCCACUUUCUUCUUCCAGACUAAGAUCCGCCGGUGGAUGUACUUUGAUGACGCACACGUCAAAGAGAUCGGGCCCAAGUGGAUCGACGUGGUCUCGCGCUGCAUCAAAGGUCACUACCAGCCGCUGCUACUGCUGUACGCCGACCCGCGGGGGACGCCGGUGUCUGCGCACGACCUGCCCUCGCGCCUCGACCUCCACCACCUCAACAAGGCCUGUUACGACAGCGAAGACUCGGGCCGCGAGCCGUCGAUCUCCAGCGACACUCGCACCGAUUCGUCGACGGAGAGCUACUCGUACCGACAGCCCUCCCACUCGCACCAUGAGUCCCUGGCCAGUCGCUACUCCUCCGACUCCCAGGGAACCGUCAUCUGCACCGACCGCCCAGACGGAGCCCUGCACGCCUCGCUCUGCAGCCUGGAUACCGUAGGCCACGCGACGGACGGCGAGCAGCAUCAGCCUCCGAGGAAAGGAGGCGUGGCCGGGGAUAGGAGGCGGAGCGCUAGCCGCCACCGGCGGUCUAAACCCGAGAACGAAGCGUCGUCGGCUGGUUACCACAGUGAGGGCGAGACGUUAAAGGAGCAGCAGGUUCCUCGUCACCUUCCCAAACCUUCGUCUUCCUUCUCAUCAUCGACCAGCCGCCUGCGAGACUUCAAGGAGACCAUGAGCAACAUCAUCCACAGCCGACCCGUCUCCUCCUCCUCCUCCACCUCUCUGCCGGCCGCCGGCUUCUCCUCUGAAAUCGCCCCCUCCUCGAGCAGCAGCCAUCACCACCACCUCCCUGCCAGCAGCGCCGCUCCUUCCUCCUCCUCCUCCGCUGGGAAAGCUCAGGACUGGGAGGCCGACAGCACCAGCAGCGAGUCAAAGUCCAGCUCCUCCGGGGGAACAGGGAGGUACCGGCCGGCUUGGAGGCCCCGGAGGGAGGCGCUCAACAUCGACAGCAUCUUUAACCGCGAGAGGCGGAGGCAGGCGGGGUACAGCCCCCUCGGAGCGGCGCUGCUCGACGACUGUGGAGCUCAGGACGCCUCCUCGGUGACGCCUGUCCAGACAGGCUCCUCCAGGACUCUCCCCGCCUCCUUCUCCAGCAGCCACAGAGGAGGUGUAGCUGGACCGGGAGGUGAGAACGAAGGAGCGGGAGGAGCCGUGCUGUCUCCCGCUGCUCCUCCUGCUGCUCCGCCCAGGCUGAUCCAGAGGAUGGAGAGCGGCUACGAGAGCAGCGAGAGGAACAGCAGCAGCCCGGUCAGCCUGGACCUGAACCUGGGAGACAGGGAGUGUGUGGUGAGGAAGGCUUUGUCGUCCUCUUCCUCCUCAGGACCCUCGUGGAGGAACGCCCGCUCGAAGAGCAGCGGCGCUUUGCUGCAGGAGCUCAGCUUGUCCAGCAGGGGGAGCCUCGCGCCCUCUGCAGGCCGCAGCGAGCUGGACGAGCUGCAGGAGGAGGUUUCUCUCGUUAUGUGGCGUUUGUCUCGUGCUGCGAGUCGGGAAGGAGUCCGUGAAAACACAAAGUUUAACGAUGUGUGCGUCUUCCUCUUUUGCUCUGCAGGUAAAUCGGACACUUACGAGCGGUGCGUGUCAGAGGCGGAGCUCCUGCUGGACCAGUCGAUGCGUCUGGAGCAGGCAGGCGAGGUCGCCGCCGCGCUGUCAGCUGUCAAUGAAGCUGUCUCCAAACUGCGGCCGGUGGUGGCUGAGGGUGGAGCUAGUAGUCACAGCCGGCUGCAGCGCUGCAUGAGGAGAGCCCGCAGCCUGCAGCAGCGCAUGCAACUGCUGCAGCAACAACAACAGGACUCAGAGGCAGGCAGAGAGAAACCGUCGCAGCAGCAGGAGGAGCAGCAGCUCCAGGAACAGCACAGGUACCGCUGCAGCCCGAUCAGCCAAUCAGAACGCACCAGCAGGUGGCGCCCUGUUACCUUCUGUGUAUUAAACCUUGUUAUUCCUGACGUGAAUCUCUUACAACGUGAGGGGAGAACGCAGUCAUUCAGCAGCGUGCACGCAGACAUGGUCAUGGCGUCACCCCCAGACUUGCAUCUCAAAGAUACAAGCCCCUCCCCCAUGUUUGUUGUUGUUUGCUCUUGUUUCAUGUGUGUUUUUCUUCAUCACAUUAACAUGUUUUCAUUUCUCCCCCCUCCCUUUGUUUUCUCACUGACGCCUCCACCUUCACUCCUCCCCCCCCUGAAGGACCCCUCUGUGUCCAGACCCCCCCUCAGACAUUCUUCCUCCUCCUCUUCCCUCCUGCGUCGCUCCAGCUCCUCUACCCUGCACCCCCCCUCCUCUCCCUCCUUCACUGCAGACCACUCCCACCAGCCCCGACUCCACGGCCCCUCUCCUCCUGCACAGCACCCCCCCACGCAGACAUCACAGCCCCCCAGCUCCAGGCCCUCCUCCUGGGGACACUCAGGAGCUGGUGCGAGCGUCCAGCAGCACGUUCUGGUUGUGCCUGACCGGCGUCCGACUCUUUCAGCUCACGGCGUCCCGCUGAGUUACGGCACGCUGCCUCGAGCUCCUCGCCGAGCCCCACCUCCCUCCACCUCCUCCCUCCCCAGGCCCAGAGCUGGCACCGGCCCCGCCUCCCCUCUGGGACAGCAGAGCCUCUACGCCACCAUGCUCCGCCCUCGUCGUUCCGCCGCCAGCGCCAACGGCCACUACGAGCACCCCUCAUUGGGCUACGCCCCCCACCACCUCAGAGCGUCAGAUGGCCCCGCCCACCCACUCCGUCUGGACAUCCCCCCAGACGGCGACUGGCGACGCGAUGCCAACUCCAGGACGGUCCAGCCCAGCUUCUCCUGGGACGCCCGCCUCGCUCGCCACCCGCAGCCUCCUCGGCCCCGCCGGCCCCCCCAGCUCUGCUCGCUCUGCCAGCAGCUUCCUGCCGAGCCGGCGCGCUCCUGCUGCUCCUCGUGCGGCGCCUACGUGGCUCGGUUCCGGCCGGCCAGCUGAUCGGACCACAGCGAGAGUUUUACUGCAAAUGUGACUCGCCGACAUCGUGACGGCGCUUAAACGCUGUGUGUGCGGCGUGAUGAUGUCACUUUGGAGUAAAACUCCUGGAUUGGCUCUGCAGCGUCGCCCUCUCAUCCUCACUUCUUCAUCACGGAUCUCCUGCUGCUCCGCUCGCCUCGCCGAGCUCACGCACACCAACACGUCUCUGACAUCACGGAGCUCCGAGCAGCGACCUGCUGUCUGCUCGGCCCUGAACUCUGAUUGGACAGAAGGAACGAGCGGCUUGGUUUGAGAGCUGAAGCACGCUCGAGGUCCUGAUCUUAGAGAAAUGUUUGAUAACUUCUGUAAAGCUCAAAUUCAGACGCGCUGCUUGUAACUUAAACGCUAACAAACGGUUGCGAUGCCUGGCGUGGGUUCCCCUGCUAUCACGUGAGCGCCCCCCGGUGGACGCCAGCGUUAUAACUUCUCUGCUCCUGACCGUCUUCAGAGGAGCGUCCCCAACGAGCCGGCGCAGUUUGCAUUAACCUUUUUUUUUUAGUCUGUUUGGAGGUUUUAACUGAAAACUGUCAAAUAUACGGUCCGCGGGCCAGAAACGGGCCGCCAAAGCCGGCGCUGUGGUCCACCUGUAUGAAAACGACGAGGGCUUCAGCUUGUUCACAGUGACGGGUGGAUGCUGGCUCACGGGUGUAGGACUUUCUUCUGUUGGUCCAGUUGAUCAGCUUUGAUUGGAGCAUCAGUUCGCGGGUCGUGGCGCUGACGCGUGGAAGCCCCUCCUCCUGGUGAUUCUUGUAGUUGUGUGUAGACGAACUAACCUGAGCGUGCUCACCUGUCGCAGCCCGGCUCGUUUCUCUUCUCUAGAUUAUCGUAGAAGAAUAACCGCAGCUUUGUUUGAGCAGCUAAUAUUUAGCAUGUCUUCACCUGUCGCAGGUGUUCGUGUGCUGCCGUGGUGACGUUUGUUAGCGCGGUAGCUCGACCGCUUUUAGCGCACUUCACAAGUGUUACGAUAGACGUUUCUCUCGCUCGUUGCCGAUUUCUUUCGACAUCCCUCCCAUUUAUUUGGGGGAGGAGCCUCCCUUAAUUUUCUUGCUCCGAUUGGCUCGUUAGACUUUCUGCCCAGACCGGCACUGGCUCCGCCCACCUGGUGCUCCAGGUGAGCUGGGAGCUAAAGGUUGAUGUUUCAGAUGAAGUUAUUUUUGCAUCACGUUUGCUUUGCCACAGUGGAUUCUGAUUUUGUUGGUAUAUUUUUGAUGCUUAUUUUUCUACGCUGUAGAGUGAACGAAUAAAAUGUUUAAAGGAAAAA
Messenger RNA from Neolamprologus brichardi, 5743 nucleotides. The record is from RefSeq and is a predicted model, not a curated record. Lineage: Eukaryota; Metazoa; Chordata; Actinopteri; Cichliformes; Cichlidae.